Messenger RNA from Exophiala oligosperma, 1005 nucleotides. RefSeq lists its product as uncharacterized. The coding region runs from base 1 to 1005 and encodes 334 amino acids. The transcript has a single exon. NCBI's taxonomy places the organism in Eukaryota, Fungi, Ascomycota, Eurotiomycetes, Chaetothyriales, Herpotrichiellaceae. Gene Ontology annotation, molecular function: protein binding. The record is from RefSeq and is a predicted model, not a curated record.
AUGUCGGUGCCGUACAAGAAUUCACUCUAUCUCUGGCUUUGCGCGCAACCUGACGAUUUCAACCCAGGAGCGAGCACAAUAAGACUAACACCAUCGCAGCAGGCGGAGUGGCAGCAGCUCACCGAUUCAGCCUACUUUGGUUGGAGACCUUCAGAUUCGGGCUUCAGAAUCCUCGAUCGAAACAUCCCGUAUAUCGGAGACCGCGAAAUACGUGUGACUUAUCGGGCAAAGACCGACCCUCCUGGUGCAGGUCUCGGAGCACUCAAUCGGCUCCCCAUUGAGCUCCUGAAUUCUAUUAUCUCGUCACUUGACAUAUCUACUCUUGACCGGUUCAAAAGAGUGAAUAGGCGAGCUUUCGAGAUCGUCAAUGCGCAUCCGGAAUUUCACGUCAUGAACUCGCAAGCGCAUGAUACCCUACGCGGGUUGCGCGCCAUUAAAACAAGCCAUAUGAUCACCGUUCAAGUCCUCUUUGAAAAGCUCUGCACCAGCAAGUGUGAGGACUGUGGCGACUAUGGCGGAUACAUUUAUCUUCUGACUUUUCGGCGGGUUUGUUAUCGGUGCUUCACGGAGCAAGACCGAUAUUGGCCACUACGAGAGACUGACGCUUUGAGAACGUACGGCCUUACUCCGGAAAUCCUGCGCACUUUGCCUCGUUGUCAAGGCUACCCCGGCUACUACGAGGAUGAAUUCUUCUACAGGAACAGGCAGGGCUAUCUGUCUUUGAUAGACCGCCAGUCUGCGUACCGUGCAGGGGUCGCUCGCCAUGGCUCGCUUCAAGCCAUGAAGGAGUACGUGGCGAACGUAGACUCCAACCUCUGGGCACAAUUCGAGAAAAAAAUCGAAAGACGCGAGAAGCAAGUGGCAGCAGAGAGGGUAGUGAAGGUCCGCAACAAGAUUGCCCAAAAAGUGACUAAGAUCAGGAAACGGAACGCUUAUAAAAAGGAGGUCCUGACAAGGAGGGAAAGAACGACAAAGGAGAAUGGCGCAAUUCUCUCUGUGCCAUGA